AAACGAUUUCCGAGUGCAUCGAUGGCUCUGUGUGAACGACUGCUCUUUCGGUUGUGAGCACUGUUCCUCUGGCGUGAUCGUAGUCGCCCGCCGCACUCCGAGACCCACUACAGAUGCGCUGGAGACGCAGUUUGCUUUCGCUGACAUCAUGGAUUUUAGUGUAAAGAAACUAGCCUCGGAUGCGGGAGUAUUUUUUUCUCGGGCUGUCCAGUUCACACAGGAGAAUCUAGGCCAGGCGGAGAAGACAGAGUUGGACGCGCACUUUGAAAACCUGCUGGCCAGAGCAGACUGCACCAAGAACUGGACAGAGAAAAUCUUCAAACAGACAGAAUAUCUACUGCAGCCAAACCCAAUCGAUCACACUGGUGCCAGGAUCGAGGAGUUCUUCUACGAGAAGCUCGAUAGGAAGAUCCCGUCCAGGCCCACCAACGCAGAGCUGCUGGGCCAGUACAUGCAGGAGGCAGCCAAGGACUUUGGGCCUGGAACCCCCUACGGAAGUACGCUGAUCAAGGUGGGGGAGUGUCAGCAGCGACUGGGUGGAGCCGAGCGAGAGUUCCUGCAGACGAGCGCCAUCAGCUUCCUCGCGCCACUCCGCAACUUCCUGGAGGGAGACUGGAGGACCAUAUCAAAAGAGCGGCGUCUGCUGGAGAACCGGCGUCUGGACCUGGACGCGAGUAAAGCCCGUGUAAAGAAGGCCAAAGCGGCCGAGGCCAAGGCAGCGUAUGAGGGAGAAGUGAGUAUCAUUGUACACAACACUCAAAUAUCAGUCACGUAUAGUUUGCCAUGUCUGUUUUUUUUUUUUUUGGCGGAUGGAGUUGUUUUCUAACAUUCUGCACACAUUCCAUUUGCAUGGUUUAGAGGUAGCCAUCAUACGAGUGUGAACUAUAGAAGUAGAAAUCAUGUCAUGUUAGUACAUCCUACCCUAUUCUUUAAAAAUGCACAAAUGCACUUUUCCCUAAAUGUGCUCUACACAGUACGUGUUUUGAACAGAUGGCUUAUAGAACACUAAGGCUGCAGUUGUUGCCUCGUUUCCACGGUGACAAGCUGAAUCUAAUUUUCAAAUUGGUUCAGUUGCCUCGUGCCAGCCGUGGGAGGGUUAAUAACAUACGCUGACUUGUUCAUGUGACCACUUAAAAAAGUAAUUAAGAAUGUGACUGGUGUCCCUCAAAGUUCUAGAAGAGAAUAUUCUGUGAUGAUCACAUCAUGUUGCCAUGGGAACUAGAGGUCAUACCCAUGGACAGCGGUGUCAGAGUGGGGAAACUUUAUAAC
Messenger RNA from Clupea harengus (Atlantic herring), 1269 nucleotides. Its product is annotated as endophilin-B2-like. The record is from RefSeq and is a predicted model, not a curated record. Lineage: Eukaryota; Metazoa; Chordata; Actinopteri; Clupeiformes; Clupeidae. Gene Ontology annotation, molecular function: protein binding. The transcript has 7 exons. Gene Ontology annotation, biological process: membrane organization. Gene Ontology annotation, cellular component: membrane; cytoplasm. Bases 149 to 826 code for a protein of 225 amino acids.